GCCGUCCGCUGCGGCACCAUGGAUUCCUUUGACGUGGGUGCGCUGGCAUCCGAGCCUUUGGUGGUCUUCUGCGUGGCCACUGCCGGCAAAGGCGAGUUCUGCGGAAAUGGCCGCAACAUGUUCGCCAAGCUGCAGGAGCGAAGUGAUCUGUCACUGAGCGAUCUCAAGUACUGCAUUUUCGGCCUGGGUGAUUCGCACUACUGGGGCAAGGGCACGGAGGAGUCGAAGUUCAACUUUGCAAAGCCAGCGCGUGACUUGGACGACAUGCUGGAGAAGAUGGGGGCUCAGCGCAUGAUGCCUACGGGCUUCGGAGACGACCAGGACACCGACCAGUAUCACACUGGCUUUGCCGAGUGGAAGGGCCAGCUCUUUUCCCGCCUUGGGGUCGACAAGGCCGAUGCUGCGGGUGGUGGCGAUGAUGGCCCGGUCAAGACCGACGAGCAGAUCAAGGUGGAGACUAAGCAGCUGCGAGGCAGCAUGAAGGAGAGCUUGGAUGACAUUACCACCGGACAGAUUCCCUUCCAGGACACCAAGCUGAUCAAGUCCCACGGCAGCUACCAGCAGGAUGAUCGUGAUCUUCGUGAAGAGAGGCAGAAGAUGGGUGUCGAGAAUGCGUUCAGCUUCAUGAUCCGUGUGCGACUUCCGGGUGGCUUCUGCACCGCAGAGCAGUGGAUUGCCAUGGAUGACAUCUGCCAGAACUUUGCCAACGGCACGUUGAAAAUCACCACGCGCCAGACCUGGCAGGCCUGCAUGGACACCUUGGCAGCCUGCGGAGAUGUGUGCCGCAACGUCCUGUGCACCUCCCGCCCGGAUGUGUGCUCCAAGGAGCUCCAUGCGGAGAUCCUCCACUACACCUAUGACAUCCACGAUCACUGCCUUCCUCGUUCUGGUGCCUACCACGAGAUCUUCCUCAUGCAAGGCGAUGAGAUGGCUGAGAAGAUCCAGAUCAUGGGUUCCACGCCGGUUGAGGAGGAGCCGCUCUACGGACUGACUUACCUGCCCAGGAAGUUCAAGGUGGCUGUGGCCAUUCCUCCCAGCAACGAUGUGGACCUCUUCGCGCACUGCGCAGGCUUCAUUGCCAUCAUUCAGAAUGGCAAGCUGCUAGGCUUCAACGUGGCUGUUGGUGGUGGCCUGGGCUUCACCCAUAACAACCAGAAGACCCAUCCUCGCCUGGCCGAUGUGAUCGGUGCCUUGGAAGAACUCUGCAGGAAGUACGUGUGCGAGUGCAUCCUGACCGUUGCCCGUGACUUCGGUGACCGAACGGGCCGCAAGCAUGCUCGUGUGAAGUACACUGUGGAGGACUACGGCCCCGAGUGGUUCAAGGAGCAGGUUGAGGACCGCCUGGGAUUCAAGCUGGAGCCCGCAAAGUCCUACAAGCUGGAGCACCGUGGUGAUCUGCAUGGCUGGGUCAAGGCCAGCGAUGGCACCUGGAGCUGCGGCCUUCUGAUCCCCAUCGGACGUGUGAAGAUUGCCGAAGAGCUGAGUGGCAAGGAGAAGGCGAACGACUCAGCCAAGAAGCCAAUCAUCCAGAAGCUGCUGGAUGAGUACAAGGUGAUGCACAGCAAGGAGACCACUGUGAGCGGCCUGCGCCGCAACAUGGUGGCAUGCCCCAAGCUCAGCCAGAGGCGCGAGGAGGCCAGGAAGUUUUCCGGCGUCGCCUUGCCCACUUGCCCCCUGGCCUUUGCCGAGGCCGAGCGCUAUCUGCCUACCCUGGUGGAGCGCUUGGAGGCAGUGGCCGACAAGGUUGGCCUGAGCCAGGAAGACAUCGUCAUCCGAAUGACUGGUUGCCCCAACUCCUGCGGCAGGCCGUCCAUGGCUGAGAUUGGCUUCAUCGGAAAGGCCCCGGGCACCUACAACAUGUACCUGGGUGCCGACUUCGUCGGCCAGCGCCUGAACACUCUCUAUGCCGAGUCCGUGAAUGAGGACCAGAUAAUUCAGAUCCUCACGCCGAUCUUCGGCCGCUUCGCCCAGGAGCGAGAGAAGAGCGAGAAGUUUGGGGACUUCCUGAUCCGCAAGCAGAUCGUCAAGCC
Messenger RNA from Symbiodinium pilosum, 2030 nucleotides. The record is from the annotation of a GenBank genome assembly. NCBI's taxonomy places the organism in Eukaryota, Dinophyceae, Suessiales, Symbiodiniaceae.